UAGAGGAAGAAAUAGAAUAGAAUUGGAAUGAUUUUACCUAUAAAUACUAUUAUAUAGACAAAUAUAGAAGUGGAUUGGAGAGGCUCUUAGAACUUAUAUUAUUGGUUUUAUUACCACUAAUAAUUCGAAGAUAAAUACGGAUUUAAAAAGAAAAAGGAAAUAGAGAGAACUUAUAACAUAUACCAGAAUGUCUACACUAAUUAAAAAAAUAAAGACAAUUGGAAAAUUUCCUUUUUAGGUGUCCGUGUGAGAAAAGGUGAAGGAAACGCUAUAUAAACAGAGUCCCUACUACUAAACCCUUUCACAGCCUCCCUCGUCACCACUAUCUUCUUAUUGUUGUUUAUAUAUAUUUCUCCAGAGAGAUUGAUUCAUCGCCAAGAAAAAGAAAAGAAAACAGAAAUCUAUUUUCGAGGAAGAUGGCGACCAAUGAUGAUGAUGCUAACAAACGCAGCGAGGGAGAGAAGAGAUGCUUUGAUCUUUUUGCGACGCUGCUUCACGCUUUUGGCGACGAUGAAACAAGAGCGAGACGAGGACAACAAGAACAAGCGAGAAACAUGCUCAUGAUCCACACUAUUACUACUGCUGCCACCAACACUUUCUUGCGAGGCAAGCGAAAGAUUGAUGAUGAGUGCAAGAAUCAAGAAAACACUGCUUCGUCUUCUUCUUCUACGUCAAGUUUGGUGGAGUCCAAGAGGCGUCGUGUGGAGUCCGAAGACGAACCCAUCAGAGCAGAACCAAUUAGAGAAAUCAAACCUCCGGUUAAGGAAAGAAAGGGACCGGUUAAACAAAAGGGACCGGUUAAACAAAAGGAACCGGUCAGAAGAGAGCCAGAGGUGACGCCUGGAUGGUUGGUUGAACUGAUGAGUAAAAAAAACGGUGUGGAUGCGAAGCUGGUGGUAGAGAAGGUGAUUACAAAGACAGAUCUCAAAUCAGACCAAGGACGUCUCUUGAUUCCCUUUAAACAAACAAUAGAGGACUUCUUGAACGAGAGAGAGUUGAACAUCGUAGAGAAGCAUCACAGAGCAGAUCGAGAUGAAGGAUUUAAAGGAGUUGACGUGAUCUUGUUGAAUGGUAACGAUGCUGAGCUGCAAUGGAACGCUAACCUGAGGAUAUGGGAGAUGAGGAGCAGUUUCAACUACGCAUUGUGUUCUGGUUGGAACCAGUUCGUCAAGGAAAACGACCUAGAGGUAAACCAGACUCGUCGCCUCUGGUCCUUCCACUCUCGAGAUGGGCAGCUCUAUCUUGCUUUCAAUCCUCUCACUCCAGCUCAACCACAAGAUCAAGAUGAGGGUAUGGCUCUAGCUCUGGUUCCAUUUAAUCCUGAAGCUUCAUCUUCAUCCAUGGGUUCGUUUGUGUGUGAAGAGGCAAACAUGAGACUUUUACCUAAAAUUCGAAGGAGUAGCAGAACUCCUCGUGUUUGUGUUUCAGUUCCAACAAGUGACUCCAGCGAUCUCUACCUCGACGAGGGUUUGGAUUUAAACAGAACACCACCUGAAGAGUGCACUGAGAUGGAUCCUGAUCUCGAGGCUGUACAAGAGACGCAUAUUAGGUGGACAUCACAGGAAGCCAUCACAGAGACCUCAGUAGUAUCCUUCACAGAGACGACCACGGUGGACCUCGAGCUCCGGUUGUAACUAGAGAUUCCUGGGAAAACAGCUCUGCUAUGUGAUUUGGUCUUUGUUUAUUCUUAGCCCUAGCUCUCUCUCUAUUGCCGUGUCAUGCAAGUAUAUUCUUUUAGGCAUUCAAAUGAAUUUUUUGGUUUUUCUAUUUUCCUUAUUGUUGAGUGUUGUAGCUACCUUGAUCGUGUUGCUCAAAAAAAAAAGCUACCUUGAUCGUAUGAAUGGAUGAUAUACAAUGUUUAUUUUUGGUAAUUUGCAUUUCAAACUGGUUUGACUAUGUUGAUGAAUAAAUGCUUUAACCAGACUAGACCGGAAUAAACCAAUUAAUUACACAAGGAAAAAUAAUCCAGCCAAAUUCAAUGCAGCACAGAAACAACACUUGAUGGGAACAAAUAAAUAGACUUCAGUUAGUCAUAAUCAGAAGAGAAAUGUACUCUCAUAGAAUUCAGAGACGAAUAUGAAACUUUUACUCAACAA
Messenger RNA from Brassica napus (rape), 2096 nucleotides. Its product is annotated as B3 domain-containing protein At2g31720. The coding region runs from base 417 to 1634 and encodes 405 amino acids. The record is from RefSeq and is a predicted model, not a curated record. The transcript has a single exon. Gene Ontology annotation, molecular function: DNA binding. NCBI's taxonomy places the organism in Eukaryota, Viridiplantae, Streptophyta, Magnoliopsida, Brassicales, Brassicaceae.